GGUGGCGCCGGGCAGAUGCUUCCCGCCCGGGGCCCGGCGAUGGCAGCGGGCGGCGGCCUCGCGCUGGGUGUCGCUCGGGCGGGCAGCGUGGUCGUGGGCCCCUGAGAGACGCCUCCCCCUCCAGGGAUGGAAGUCGGGGAGCAGGAGGAGAGCAGGAGAGAACACUGGAAACUGUUGGGUAAUCUGAAGACUACUGUGGAAGGCUUAGUGUCUAUCAACAAUCCCAAUGUCUGGUCUAAAUAUGGUGGCUUGGAGCGGCUUUGCAGGGAUAUGCAUAGCAUCCUAUAUCAUGGUCUCAUCCUGGACAAGGUGCGUCGCCGGCAGACAGACUAUUGGCAGUUUGUGAAGGAUGUGCGUUGGCUGAGCCCGCACGCGGCCCAUCAUGUCGAGAAGUUUCUCCAUCUGCACGAGAACGGGCAGCAGAGUUCUGACGAGGCCAGAAAGCGAACCGUCGCAGAGCUCUGGCUGCAGCACAGCUUGCAAUUCCACUGCCUUUCAGCUCAGCUGAAACCUCUGCUGGGGAACAAGCAGUAUAUCAGGAAAUUCUACACUGACUCAGCUUUUCUGCUGAGCGACGCCCACGUCACUGUCAUGUUGCAGUGCCUAGAAGCUGUGGAGCAGAACAACCCCCGGCUGCUGGCUCAGAUUGACGCAUCUAUAUUUGCCAGGAGAGGCGAGGCCUCUGAGCCCGGGACAAAGAGCCUCACGGCGCUUCUGGGAUCCCUCUCUACCCCUCCUGCCGAAAGCACAGCCCAUCGGCACCUUGGCUCCCUCGCGGGUCUUCCCUCUGCCUCUGCCAGCGUCCAAGACAGGAGAUUAUCAAGCCCUUCAGCAUUCAGUAGCCCCUGCCAGUCUCAAGAAAAUACCCCCUGGGCCUCAGCCCACCAGCAUCUGGAAGGCAGGUGCCCCCAACACCCGGUUCCUCUUCUUCCUCAUCUCAGCAUCUCUGGCCCCAAAGAUGACCACUUCCCAGCUGCUGGCAUGAGCCCUGGCAUCUUGCCCAACGUGAACUCUGACCCCUGGUCUGGAAGCCAGGAUGAGACGGACGGGCCGGAAUAUCUGGCCAUUGGGAAUCUCGGCCGGCAAAGUCAGGAUUGUGACAGCCCCAAUGAAUCUGGCGCCGCCACCUCAAACAGUGCUGGGAGCAGCACUUCCAAUCUGUUUUCAUCCAGCAGCUCUCAGAAGCAGGAGUCGGUUUCCUCCUGGGGGGAGCAGGGAGGCAGCGGCAGCCAGAAAGCAGUGCUGUUGCGCAGGUCCAGCUUCUCCGAGGGACAGACAUCAAGUCUCCAAGGGAAACUCAAAAGGAGUCAUGUGCGCUCCCAUUCAGACACCAACGUGGCUUCUGCAAAAGCUCAUGGAGGGCAGAGGGACAUCAGCAUUAUAAUAGAAGAUCCUGUAGCAGAAUCCAAUGGAGAUAUUUCUCAAUACAAGGGCAACAUGUCCUGUUCUAUGCAGAGUAAAGAUGGAAGCACCUCUGGAUCAGUCUACAUGGAAUAUGACACUGGACAGUACCUGCACUCUGGGGAAGGGAUGUUCCGGAGGCCUUUGGAAGGCCAGUCCCUGAUCAGUUACCUGUCGGAACAAGAUUUCGGCAGCUGCGCAGACUUGGAAAAGGAAAAUGCUCACUUCAGCAUCUCCGAAUCACUUAUUGCUGCUAUUGAGCUGAUGAAGUGCAACAUGAUGAACCGACAGAUGGAAGAGGAGGAGGAAGAAAGCGACAAGGUGAUACAGGACCUCAAGCAGAAGAUCCGUAUCCGCCGGCAACAGAUCCGGACCCGCUACCUCCACCCAGUGUGCCAGGAUUUGGGCUCUGACAGUCUGAAGGCAACAGACAGCGGAUCAUAUUUCAGCUCCCAAGAGUCAACGUGUCCCUCUGACUCAGGUUCUGCAGAAGAGGUGGAUGAGUAUGAGAUCCGAGAUGGAAAUGAAGGAUCCAACCUAAUUCACAUGUCCAAGAGCGACCUGUCCGUCUCAAUGGCCUCAUUGUUUUCAGAUGCAGACAUCAAGAAGAACAGGACUCCAAGCAAAAAGUCCUUCCUUUCCUCUGGUUCCAUGAGUCACCACACCUUCCUCAAUUCGAACUCGGCAGAAGCUGUAGCCAUGGGCUUACUGAAGCAGUUUGAAGGGAUGCAACUGCCUGCAGCCUCGGAACUGGAGUGGCUCGUGCCCGAGCACGAUGCCCCGCAGAAGCUGUUGCCAAUUCCUGAUUCUGUGCCCAUCUCGCCGGAUGAUGGAGAACAUGCAGAUAUUUACAAGCUUCGCAUCCGGGUGCGGGGGAACCUGGAGUGGGCCCCUCCACGCCCACAGAUCAUCUUCAAUAUCCACCCAGCACCAACGAGGAAGGCAGCAGUAGCCAAGCAGAACUACCGCUGUGCUGGCUGUGGGAUCAGGACAGAUUUUGAUUACAUCAAGCGCAUGCGCUACUGUGAAUACCUGGGCAAAUACUUCUGCCAGUGCUGUCACGAGAAUGCUCAGAUGGUCAUUCCAAGCCGCAUCCUUCGCAAGUGGGACUUCAGCAAAUACUAUGUCAGCAAUUUCUCCAAGGACUUGCUGUACAAGAUCUGGAAUGAUCCCCUCUUCAAUGUGCAGGACAUUAACUCUGCCCUCUACCGUAAGGUCAAGCUUCUCAAUCAAGUCAGGCUUUUGAGAAUCCAGCUGUACCACAUGAAGAACAUGUUCAAGACGUGUCGCCUAGCUAAAGGGCUUCUGGAUGCAUUUGAUGCAGUGCCGGGUCACCUGACAGAGGACCUUCACCUCUAUUCCUUAAAUGACCUAAGCGCCACCAAGAAGGGAGAGCUUGUUCCCCGCUUGACGGAGCUCCUCCGGGUGGGAGAACUACAUGUUGAGAGAUGCAUGCUGUGCCAAGCGAAGGGCUUCAUCUGUGAAUUCUGCCAGAAUGAGGACGACAUCCUCUUUCCCUUUCAGCUGAAUAAAUGCAGGACGUGUGAAGAGUGCAGAGCUUGCUAUCAUAAGGGCUGCUUCCGGUCAGGGCCCUGCCCCAAAUGCGCACGACUGCAAGCGCGGCGGGAGCUUCUGGCAAAGCAGAGCAUGGAAGCAGACCUCUCAGACUACGAGCAGGAGGAGGGCGUGGUGGGAGCAGCCACGUGACGGUCGAGGAGCUGCAGAUUGGCGUGUGGCCUCUGUAUCCCAAGACUGAACUGAGGAUGAAGCCGGACAGACUCUCCCGCUGCUCGGAAGCCAAAGCAACGGAGGAUCUUCACGACUUGGCGCUGGGAAGCGAACUUUCUUUUCUUCCUGGAUGUGAGCACCGGAGAAUUGGCUUUUGUUACCAACUUGAAUGCACUAUAAAAAGGGAUUUUCCUUUCUACCAGAAAGGCAGAGCAGAGGGCUUGGCGUGUGCCCAGACUUGACAGCAGGACUUCGCUCCGUCCCAUAUGGGGGAAGCUGAUGAUGGGCUUUCUGGAGACUGAGCUUCCUGACAGGAUCCGGCCACACUCGUGAAAGGGAAAAUUAACCCUCUUGCGUGGUUUUACUUGCUGUAUUGGUUGCUGUGUGCCAGAUGAGGCCAUUUUUAUUUAAUUUUUCUUUGGACAACCCUCUGCCUCAAAUUCUCUAUCCUUCCUUGCUAAACGUCACUCCCCUAGCUCCCAUUUUGUGUGAUUUGGCAGGAGAGCCAGGAAGGAAGACAAGUAUUAGGCUUCUCCUUUUCAAUCUUGGGAGAUUGUUGGCAGAGAAACUGAGUUGAUAGCCAGAAUGGCAAACCUGGAUUCUUGGGUAGGGGGGGGGCUGAAGGGACUAGAGGCAUUUCCCAACUCUUUAAAAGGAUCUGUGUGUGAGAACACACCACACCCCCUCUUUCUUCUCCCUGUUUGAAUGGUCUUUCUAAUAAGAGUAACAAGGUUUGCUAACUUGUAGAAUGGACGAUGCUCCAGUGGGAUGCACAAAGCCAGAGGAAAAUUAGUGUUUUUCCUAACAGGAAGAUACCUUGGCAAUAGCCUGACUCCUCCAGCUGUUUCAGGCUGCAGCUUCUAUCCUCAGCCAUCAUGGCCAUUUGAGGAGGGGCGUUGUAGCCCCACACAGCUGGAGCAAGGGGGCAGGCUCAGAGGUCUGCUCUAAGAGGCUCCUUGCAGCAGAGAGGGAUGGGGUUCCAGGUGCCUGGCAGAGGCGUCUUUGGUCCCAGUGCUGCUCUGCCCUCCCUCCCAUUUGUUGUUUGAAAUAUUUGGCCCAAGGCCCUGGUAGGUUGAGAAGUGAGAUGGGAGGGUGCCUUCCGUUGUUUGGAGGCCUCUGGCUGGCCAUGUUGGGACUUCUGGCAGGUUGCACAGCCAUUCCUAAGUGAUCCCCCUGGGGACUCUGGCAGGGCUGAGAAACCAUAGUUAUAAUCUCACUCAGGAGCAGAAUUUUAGGAAGGCUGGAGAUUCCUAAGGCAAAUCUGUGGAGAUGUUCUGCCCCGAUUUACAAGCGUUCUGCAAGGGGUACAGUUUCAUUUGAAUUUAAGGGAGCUCAUCCGUCCUCGUUUCGGCUCUGACCUAAACUGCAGAAUGGUUUGCUGUUUGGGGGCCUCUGAUUCCGUUGUUUGGGCAGUGUUUCCCUUUCCCUUAAACCAGUGUUCUUCAAACUUGGCAACUUUAAGGGCUGUGGAACUCCCAGAAUUCCCCAGCCAGCCUGUGGAAGUCCACACAUCUUAAAGUUGCCGAGUUUGAAAAGCACUGCCUUAAACCAUUAAGACAUUUAAUCCGUGAUGCUUUUCAUCUUACAGUAAGGUUCUUUGAUCAUUGUCAGAAAGGUGCACUAACCAUUUCUGCCUUGACACUGAUUCAAGCAGUUUUCCUAGAGCAAAGCUUCCAUGCACCACAGCCACCAUCUCUGUGGCUAGGGAUGGUGGAGGUCAGUUCAAAGCAUCUGAAUGUUCAAAGCUUUCUCUAUAGAUUCCAGUAGCUCUCCUCCCCCCGCACCAUCUUCACAAUCUUUCCUCCAGAUCAGAGCAAUAGUCCAACAGACUUGCUCAGUUUCUCCAACAGUGUGAGCUGCUCUUCUGCUGCUCUCUCUGCUGCUCUGUGUGCUCUAUGUUGUAACAUGCUUGAGACCAAGCAUAACCCGUGACUCGCUGAGCUACCAAAAGCCCUGUGAGCAGGAAAAUACAGGGACAAAACAUACCAGGCCUGACCCACAUUUGGGCUAGUGUGACUUUUCGGUGUGCAAAAUUUGAUCUUUCUGCAAGCAUCCCAUUUUGCUCCUCCUUGCUCUGGCCUCAAACCCACGGUUGGAAAGCGAGUCACAGGUUUGACUGCGUGUGUAACUUCAUAACUUGGUUGCCUCCUGCCAUUCCUCAUGGAAAGUCAACUACUUCCUUAUCGAUGGCAGCCAAGUAUCUUGGAGUAGAUGAUGGGUCUGAAUUUCCAGUGCAGGGAAAGAAAAUCAGUAUAUCAGAAGACGGAGGGCAGUCCUCUACCCUGGAAAAUCUCUGGUGGGACAUAAUGUCCCUUUUUGCCCACGCUGGAGCUCUCCUAGAACUUCCUAGAAUAGUGUUCUGGGUUGGAAACCCCCCCUUUCUUCCCACCUCAAAAGUGCUCAUUUGGAUUCCUGCUGAAAGCUGCAGCUGUCCCUCACAAUAUGUUUGAACCUCAGAUGUCUGCAUCACCCUGCUGUCUGUUGCAAAGGAAUCGCUGGUUUUUUGAAUGUGCAAAAGGGUUGGCGUGGUGUUGUCUAAAGGUGGAAAUACAUUCUCCUAAGCUUGUAAUCAGGGCUAGCAGAAGGUGGAAUUCUUGGCAUAGUUAAGUGUUAUCAAACUAGCAUUUCCUCAAAGCAACAUUUUUUACUUUACUUUUUAACUGUACAGGAUGUGUUAGGAGUAGGGUGAAAGCCAGUUAGAAGAGACCUGGAAGUGAAGGUUAUGAAUUUUUUAAAAUUAUGACACUGAUGGACCCAGCUCUAAUGGAACAUCCUGCCUCUUAUAAGGCGUUGCUUGAGUGAAGACCAUUUUCCCUACCCCAGGAUCACGACCUUUAUGGCUGCUUUCUUCUGAGGCUUAAGGACCACAAGCUCCUGCUGGAUCCAAAUCAGUGUUUCUCAACCUUGGCAACUUGAAGAUGUGUGGACUUCAAUUCCC
This is a messenger RNA of Python bivittatus (Burmese python), 6067 nucleotides long. RefSeq names its product rubicon autophagy regulator (gene RUBCN). Gene Ontology annotation, molecular function: phosphatidylinositol phosphate binding. Gene Ontology annotation, cellular component: late endosome; early endosome. Lineage: Eukaryota; Metazoa; Chordata; Lepidosauria; Squamata; Pythonidae. Gene Ontology annotation, biological process: negative regulation of autophagosome maturation; negative regulation of endocytosis. The record is from RefSeq and is a predicted model, not a curated record.